GUCUGGUCGUUGCUUCCAAAGUCCAGAUUUUUGUAGUUCUUCCUCCUCGUUACCUAGAAACUAGGAACCCUUCCAUCUGGGUGGAGUCUAUUUGGUAAAGAGAAAUGGUGAGAGGAAAGACUCAAAUGAGGCGCAUAGAGAACGCUACAAGCAGGCAAGUCACCUUCUCUAAGCGGAGAAAUGGACUGCUGAAGAAGGCUUUUGAACUAUCAGUUCUUUGUGAUGCUGAGGUCGCCGUUAUCGUCUUCUCUCCUAGAGGGAAGCUCUAUGAAUUUGGAAGCUCAAGCGUGCAGGAGACAAUUGAACGUUAUCAGAGGCAUGUGAAAGAAAGCAACACAAACAAUCAGACAAUGGAACUGACCGUGGAGCAACUGAAGGGCGAAGCAGCUAGCAUGAUAAAGAAGAUAGAGCUUCUUGAAGUUUCAAAACGAAAGCUACUAGGAGAAUGUUUGGGAUCGUGCACUAUUGAAGAACUGCAACAAAUCGAACAACAGUUAGAGAGGAGUGUAAGCACCAUCCGAGCUAGAAAGAAUCAGGUUUUCAGAGAACAGAUUGAGCAACUAAAACAAAAGGAGAAGCUACUGACAGCUGAAAAUGCAAGGCUGUCUAACAAGUGUGGCGUCCAGCCAUGGCGAGUACUCUCAAGGGAACAGAGAGAGAGCAGUUCAAUUUCGGAUGUGGAGACCGAAUUGUUCAUUGGACUACCAGAAACAAGAACAAGGCGCCUCCCCUAAGAAACUAGUGGUGAACGCCAUCUUAUUGUGAGACCUUCCUUCUCAUAUUCAUAAAUAUUCUUAGACUUUAACUGUAUUGCAUUUGCGCAAGCAACAACCACGGCAAUAUUAUUAUUCUAAGAGCAAUUUAUAUGCUGUCUGUUAAUAAAGCUACCAGCUUACCAUGAAGGAGAUUAACUAAAAUUGUAAUCUGAUAUAUAUUUAUUGCAUAUCAUUAUACUUUCUCUGUGCA
Molecule: messenger RNA, 966 nt
Organism: Populus euphratica (Euphrates poplar)
Lineage: Eukaryota; Viridiplantae; Streptophyta; Magnoliopsida; Malpighiales; Salicaceae
Product: MADS-box protein SOC1
Exons: 8
Coding region: 105-734 (209 amino acids)
Biological process (GO): positive regulation of transcription by RNA polymerase II
Cellular component (GO): nucleus
Molecular function (GO): protein dimerization activity; DNA-binding transcription factor activity; RNA polymerase II transcription regulatory region sequence-specific DNA binding
Source: RefSeq, a predicted model, not a curated record